AUGGCGGACGUUAACCCACACAUUGCACAAACCCUGCUGCAUCGCGCCUUCUCUCCUUCGACUGCAGAAUCACACUACCACGAGCGCGUCCUGAAGCGGCCUCUCCACAUUCGCGCAACCUCCCCUACAUCUUCUGCACGUGCAGUCCGCCGCCGCGCCAUCAAUGAACGCAAGGAGACUGCACGGAAGCGCAGCAAGAACAAGCCGCGUCCGUUAUCCGCUGCGAAAAAGCGUGCACUCUGUCUUAACGAGAUCCCCAAAGAGCAACAGAAGUACGCAAUCUAUGAAGGACUACACAAAUUGUGGGUUGGCUAUAUGAGGGAAGUGCUAGGGUUGAACGAUGCUGCGAGGAGCGUCCUUGUCACGCCCAAUGCGAGUGGACAACUGCUUGCGACUGCCGACAUGCACGGUGCGCUCGUGACUGUGGUAAGGAGCCGAUGCGUGAGUCGCGUAGGCUUGGAGGGCAUCAUUGUUCGUGACACGAGGUUUACUUUCGAGAUCAUCACCAAGAACAACACUGUGAAAUCUAUCCCAAAGGAGCACACCAUCCUCCGGUUCGAGGUACCGCUUCCUGACGAAAAUGGAACGAUGGCCACGAAGCCACUCGUACUUGAGCUCAACGCCGAGCAGUUUCAGACAAGAGCGGCUGAUCGCGCAAAUAAGAAGUUCAGGAUGCACUAUCAGCCCGACAUAUGA
This is a messenger RNA of Alternaria atra, 696 nucleotides long. RefSeq lists its product as uncharacterized. The record is from RefSeq and is a predicted model, not a curated record. The transcript has 2 exons. Gene Ontology annotation, biological process: rRNA processing; tRNA 5'-leader removal. The coding region runs from base 1 to 696 and encodes 231 amino acids. Gene Ontology annotation, cellular component: ribonuclease MRP complex; ribonuclease P complex. Lineage: Eukaryota; Fungi; Ascomycota; Dothideomycetes; Pleosporales; Pleosporaceae. Gene Ontology annotation, molecular function: ribonuclease P RNA binding.